GCAGACGCGCCCUGCGAAAUCAUUUAUAGGACAGCAGUACGCGAGGCCUGUGUGGGCGUGAGGCGGACAGCCCGAGGCAUCUCCUCCGAGCUGGCCUGGAAUCGUCUUCGAAAUGGCACGGUACAGAUGCACUUCAAUGAUACAGUCUGGAGCUUUGAGACGCCUCGACGGGUAAUGACAGUGGGGCGAAUGUACGCGCUGGCUGAAGAGAGAGCAAUGGGCUACUAUCUGGAAAUCUCACCGAAGGACCAGAACGUGUCGGACUACGUAGAAGUGUUCGCUGAAAAACCCGGUCAGGUGGCAAUCAGAUCUACCUGGUUGAAGAGUCCCAUUGGAGCAAAGUGGGAAUACGGAGGGAACAAUUUUUCUUUCAAUCUUUACGCCGGGCCGGCCGACAGAAAACGUCAGGACCUGAUAACCCUGACGUUUGUUGGUGGAAAGGAUGGCCGAGGCUACCUCUUUUUUAAAAACGUUGAGAAUACCUUCGCUGCACACACUUUUCUUUGGAGGAGUGGGAGUGCAGGUAGGCUUCCCCCUUGA
Molecule: messenger RNA, 540 nt
Organism: Dibothriocephalus latus
Lineage: Eukaryota; Metazoa; Platyhelminthes; Cestoda; Diphyllobothriidea; Diphyllobothriidae
Source: the annotation of a GenBank genome assembly